Messenger RNA from Trichoderma atroviride IMI 206040, 1539 nucleotides. Its product is annotated as 60S ribosomal protein uL15. Gene Ontology annotation, molecular function: structural constituent of ribosome. Gene Ontology annotation, biological process: translation. Lineage: Eukaryota; Fungi; Ascomycota; Sordariomycetes; Hypocreales; Hypocreaceae. The record is from RefSeq and is a predicted model, not a curated record. Gene Ontology annotation, cellular component: cytosolic large ribosomal subunit; ribosome.
AUCGGAGAAGCGACAACACCACAACCGUCGCCAUGCCUACCCGAACUUCGAAGACCCGCAAGCACCGCGGCCACGUUUCCCAUGGAAAGGGUCGUGUAGGCAAGCACCGCAAGCAUCCCGGUGGUCGUGGUCUGGCUGGUGGUCAGCACCACCACCGUACCAACAUGGACAAGUACCAUCCUGGUUACUUCGGUAAGGUUGGUAUGCGAUACUUCCACAAGCAGCAAGCCCACUUCUGGAAGCCCAUCAUCAACCUCGACAAGCUGUGGUCACUCGUCCCCACUGAGACCCGCGAUGCCUACGUCUCCGGCGAGAAGAAGGACACCGUCCCCGUCCUCGACCUUCUCCCUCUCGGCUACUCCAAGCUGCUCGGCAAGGGCCGCAUCCCCGAAAUCCCCCUGGUUGUCCGCGCAAGAUGGGUCAGCAAGCUGGCUGAGCAGAAGAUCAAGGAGGCUGGUGGUGUUGUAGAGCUGGUGGCAUAAAUGCAUUACGCUGUGCUGGAGUAAGGCUUGUGGAUUUGGAACCGGGUUUUUCAAACGGUGGAAAAAUGGAUCUUCGCCCCAUGUAUACCGAGACAAAGGUCUCUGGGGAGGGAUUGGGCUGUUCGGCUACGAGCAUUGCAUCAGGGAACUCUAUAACGGAGUUUUGUUUAACGAAUGAAAAAUCAAAAAUUCGCCCAUGCUCUGGAUACUCGACUUCUGCUGUGCAAAAUGAGUUAAGACUGGUGCGUCGGCAUCAAAAGUCUCUGCGGGAGGGCUGAUGAUACUAAAGUGAUGCGAGGAAAGAGAUUGGGAGGAAUUGUUACAACUAAGAAUCUGGCCUCAGAUUCAGCCAUGGUCUAGCUCGCAGAGUUGAUGUAAUGCUCCAAAACGCCGAUAUCAGCCCCCAUUAUAGCAUACAUGAUCUAGUACAGUACAUGUUAACCCUUGCCUAUCCCUAACUUCCAUUGCUCGUGUCAUCAUGAUAAUCCCCUAUGCAUACGCUCGUAAUUAUUAGGUUAUGCCAAGUCGGUAAUCUUUCAUGCAGGCAGCAUGUCGACCUCGUCUUCAUCAGUGGUUUCAUGAGAAGCUAGUCCUAUGUUUAGAAACUCGUGUUCCAGAGCCUCUUGUGCCGUGAUUCGUCGGCUUGGGUCUAGUUCCAUGCAUCGUUCGAGGAAUCGGAUCGCAAGCUUCUCGUCAGUAGUCAAAGGCUUGUCCUCGGCCCUGCAUGUGCUCCACAAGAUAAUCUUCUCCAUAGUGAAGCCCUGCUGGCCAAUCGUGGGAAUAGUUGUCUCGAAGACACAGCCGUGCAGAAGCCCAGCUGCCUUCAUCCGCCGCGAUCCAAAGAUUGUCGCAAUCUCAAUCAUUGCCUCGACGUCAUCAGCAGAGUUGAAGAAGGGGAACCGCUUUGACAAGAUCGUGAGAAGUAUGACGCCAGCAGACCAGAUGUCGAUUGCCGGGGUUUGCUCCGUACACUUGAACAGCACUUCAGGGGCGCGGAACCCUCGAGUACCCGCACGGUUGGCCCGCCGGGAGGGACGAGUAUCUGAUUUAGGGUAGC